AUCACUUGAAGUGGGUAGUCAAGAAUCGUGAAGCGCACUUCACGGAGUGGGAAGGAAGACGCGAUUAUUUUCUGGGUCACAAACUUACUUUCUCCGUAUUUUCAACAUGUCUGACAGACUCGACGACAUUCUUGUGAAUUUGAUCAAAAUGGGCUCCGAAGAUUCCUUCAGCCAGCAACAUACUAAACGUCUAAAUCGAUCGAGCUCAUCCUACACCCCGAUCUCAAAGAAGUUCAGCCCCAGCUCUGAACAGCUGACUGAUACCUCAGGUUGGCCACUGGACAUCUGGGGUGAAAAUACGUCCAACAAGCAGUUCUCAUUCAGGCCUGACCGUUCCAUGAGUCUUACGGAGUCUGGUGCUCUCACAUUCAGCAAGAUGAAGACCCACGAAGUGCCACCACCCCCCGGCUUCCCUCCCCUGAACAACUCGGCUGCUCUCGCUUCAAACCGCUACAAAACCGAACUGUGUCGUAGCUUUCAGGAGAACGGUAGCUGCAAAUACGGGAGCAAAUGCCAGUUCGCCCAUGGAGAGGCCGAGCUUCGGUGCAUGUACAGGCACCCCAAGUACAAAACGGAGGCUUGUCGCACUUUUUACAACUUUGGCUACUGCCCUUACGGGACCCGGUGUCACUUUAUUCACGAAGAGAAGCUCCCCAUGCAGCCCCAGAACCAGGCGCCCGUGAGCCAGCAGCCUCGCCUUCUCCGCCAGAGUGUCAGCUUCGCAGGGUUCUUGGGAUCACGGAGCUCCCCUCCACCGACAAUGCAGGACCCCCUGGGCUUUGCCCGCGCCCCCUCCGUGUCUCCACCCCCCGCUGACCUGCUGUCUCCGGUUUUCAGCGAGACCGGCACCCAGCCCAUGAAAAACGCAUUUCAGUACUGUCAAAGCCGUCAGAGUUUUGGCGACAGCCACCUCGUCCCACACAUAAUCGAGCCACAGAAGUCCACAUGCUGCGUUUGCGGCCACGGGAAUGGCUUCUCGUCCGCUGUGAGCAAACCUUUCAUGAAGGAGGAACGAAGCAGCUCCUUCAUCCUCCAGCAGAGCCUCCAGCGUUUCCCCUCCGAAGACUCGCUCUCGGACCGGGACAGUUACAGCAGCACGGGAAGCACUAGCGGCUCCGAAUCCCCCACUUUUGACGGUUUGGGGAGCAAGCGUCUCACUGUCUUUGAGCGCCUGUCAAUUUCUGAUUAAGCAACGCUCAACACCACCCAGAGACAGUCGUAAUUCUGAAUCGUAACUAACUAGGGACGGUUCGAUUUACAUUUAAAAAAGAAAAAAAGAUGAUGCGCGUCAACACUUUAUACUGUCUAUUUAUGUUCACAAAUAAUUUUCUCAGCGGAAUUGUUUUUGGUACACACCUGUCUGUUAUCCAAAGCUAUAUAUUUUUAUAACUAUGUAUCUUAUCAUAUAUUUUCUAUCAUUGUCUUCCUUUAUUUACCUUCUUUUAAUUACCAUGAAUAUAAAAGAAGAGAAAUCUUUUCUUUAAGUGCUUCGUAAGUAAUUUGCCACUGA
Messenger RNA from Megalops cyprinoides (Indo-Pacific tarpon), 1510 nucleotides. RefSeq lists its product as uncharacterized. NCBI's taxonomy places the organism in Eukaryota, Metazoa, Chordata, Actinopteri, Elopiformes, Megalopidae. The record is from RefSeq and is a predicted model, not a curated record. Gene Ontology annotation, molecular function: metal ion binding; mRNA binding. The transcript is spliced from 2 exons. Bases 107 to 1189 code for a protein of 360 amino acids.